CAAUACAAACAACAACUUUCCCUCUAAUUUUCUAUACACCUUACAAAGUAGGCAGUGGUCAUUAUUUACUACUAAACAGUUUUGGAUAUUAUGAACAGCCACGUGUCCAACUAUUCCGUCGUGGGGAGGAUCGGGGAAGGCGCCCACGGGCUGGUGUUCAAGGCGAAACACCUGCCUUCCGGGCGCGAUGUGGCACUGAAGAAAAUACUCAUAAAAAACUUUGAGGACGGUAUCCCAAUUAAUGUUAUGAGAGAAAUCAAAGCGUUGCAGCUUUUGAGAUGUAAAUACAUAAUCAAGCUCCACGACAUGUUCCCCCGCGGCACGAGCCUCGUCCUAGUGCUGGAGUACAUGAGCUGCGGGCUCCGCGAGUGGCUGCAGCAGCGGCCGCGGGACCUCACCCAGCCGGUGGUGAAGGCGUACGCACAGAUGAUGCUCAAGGGCACGCGGUAUAUGCACGCGCAUUAUGUUAUGCAUAGGGACCUGAAACCAGCGAAUCUUCUAAUUAACCACCAGGGCAUCCUAAAAAUAGCUGACUUAGGACUCGCAAGAUUGUUCUGGCCAGAAGGAGGAAGACCAUAUUCACACCAAGUAGCUACCAGAUGGUACCGAGCUCCCGAGCUGCUGUACGGGGCGAGGUACUACAGCGAGCACGUGGACCUGUGGGCGGUGGGCUGCAUCAUCGCCGAGAUGAUCACCAAGACACCGCUUUUUGCUGGUGAAUCAGACAUAGAGCAACUAGCGAUAGUCCUGCGGCACCUCGGCACUCCGACCGAAGAAUCCUGGCCGGGGCACUCCUCCCUCCCUGACUACAACAAGAUAACCUUCCCCGAGUCAGCCCCCACGCCAUGGAGCGAGCUGCUGCCAGGAGUGGAGGAGGAGGCAGAGCAUCUCAUCAGGUCGUUUCUUUUGUAUGAUGCUAAGAAGAGGAUUUCCGCUAAGGAGGCUCUCAGACACGAGUGGUUCUUCAGCCACCCGCUGCCAGCCACCCUGGAGGAGCUUCCGAAACCAACACAAAACGGGAAAAUCAAAUAAAACCAUGUGUUAAAUUUUCAUAUUUUAUUUUACAGCUAAGAUUACAGUAUUUACAAAUUA
Molecule: messenger RNA, 1092 nt
Organism: Plutella xylostella (diamondback moth)
Lineage: Eukaryota; Metazoa; Arthropoda; Insecta; Lepidoptera; Plutellidae
Product: cyclin-dependent kinase 20
Biological process (GO): protein phosphorylation
Cellular component (GO): nucleus
Molecular function (GO): ATP binding; protein serine/threonine kinase activity
Source: RefSeq, a predicted model, not a curated record